Bemisia tabaci is the source of this 3357-nucleotide messenger RNA. Its product is annotated as protein D3. Lineage: Eukaryota; Metazoa; Arthropoda; Insecta; Hemiptera; Aleyrodidae. The record is from RefSeq and is a predicted model, not a curated record.
UGUGAUGUGAGACAAAUGAUCGAGAGGAGCUCUAUUCAACUGUUCCAUGCUUGUUCCGGAGCAAUUGUAGUACUAAUUCUCGUUCAAGUGACAAGUUUUAUGGUUAGAGGUGACGAUGAUGAAAAGUGGACGACUUUACAGCCAGAGUUCCGCGGGGCGCCGAAACCUCCUGAAUUCGUGCGAAGAUUAUGGGGCAUCUAUAAUUUGAUUCCUUUUCCACUUGUGAAGAUCCCUGAGCAAAUUUUAGAGAUAGAAUAUUUGGAUAGAAUCGAAGUAGGCACUGGGCGCUAUUUGUUUGCUCGAGAUUUGCGUAGUCCGCCUACUCGCGUUGCAUGGCCGAAGCAGUACGUGCGUAGUUACUAUGCUCUCAUCAUGACAGAUUUCAAAUCGAGAUCCGGUCCAAUGGUUGUUGAAAAUAAUUUACACAACCUCUCCUUGCAUACAUGCAUGGUUUUACUCUGGAUCUCCUUUGUCCGGGCCCUCACGAAUGAGGCACAACCUGAGAUAAAAGACCUAAAUCAGAAGAAAACUAUCGAGAACCAAACAGCCUCUCCUACAUUUCUACAGGAAGACGAUAUAACAUACAAAGAGCUCCGGCAAACCCUUUUUGAUAACGGUAUAAUCCCACACUGUGUCGACACAACUCCAAAUCAUACAGUCCAGGUUCUGUUCCCUGACGGAUGGACCGUAAAAUUAGGAAAUUUAAUCCCGCCGGAAAACUUGACGGACCAACCGCCAGAUCUUGUAAAAUGGCCGGGAGACGUAACUGAAUUUUUCACUUUGAUAAUGGUAGAUUUAGACGAGCCAUCUAGGCUGUAUCCUGAUGAGCGCGAAUGGCUUCAUUGGAUGAUCGUCAACAUUCCUGGAUGGACGAUACAACUGGGCGAGCUCAAAUGUAGAUACGUUCCUCCCCAGCCCCAAGAGGAGAGUGGGACACACAGAUACGUGUUCACCGUUUACAAGCAACCGGAGAAACUAGAAUUUACUGAUGUCAAGCUAAUUAAUGGAACUAACCACAAUGACCUGGCGCGAGGACACUUUUCCACAAGAAUGUUUUCAAAGGAACACGACCUAGGAGAUCCGUGGGCCAUCAAUUUCUUUCAAGCCCGACACUUUAUACCACCAAGGCAAACUUUUGCGUAGUUAUGGUCAACAGGGAGUACUUAUAGUUUAGUGCAAAUGAAUGACACACAUUUUCCCAUCACAUUUCCAUGAAAAUGCUACAGAGUUCCAGAGUAUAUUUAGUGUGAUCCUGUUCACCGUAAUUUCUAGAGUGGGACUGUCAGCCAUACUUUGGAAUGGGGUUGUGACAAGUGAUGAGGCGUGAUAAUCGACUAUCGAUAUUAUCCCAUUUGAAGCUAUGGUAAAGAAUCGAAUAUUUUGUUGCUCGUUGCGAACGCCGUGAUAAUCGAUCUUUUUCCAUAAGUUUGGAUGGCAUAUUAAUCGCUACAUCGCAAAGAACGCCACUCUACUGGUGACGUGGUCACUACUGAUUAAAAUGAAUUGAACUAUCAGAUGUGUUCACGAAAAUGAACCUUUUUACAACAGAUUCUCAAGGAAUGAAAUCUCUCUGCGUGAAUGCAUCGCAUUUCGUCACCCCUCUAACGUAAGGGCGCAUUUGGAUUUCCACGUGAGCCCUGUUUUACAUAUUGAUCUAUGCUUUCUGGGGCUCAUACGGAGAUCGAAAUAUGCUCUUACGCCAGAGGAGCGAUGCUUUUAGCAUCAGUAUCGUGAGGACGGAGAAAAUCGCCAAUAAGUUCAAUGGGACCUAGAAAAAUAUUCGUGAAAAGACACAUAGACAACCCUUGCACAUGGGAGCGUCUGUUAACAAUGCUGUGAACUUUGCACUUUGCCGUGAGCAUAAUUAGCACCAGUGUGCCAUCAAUCUUGUGCGAUGCUACGCGGAUAACCUAUGGCCAGUAAGUGACGAGAGAAAAAAACAACACUAUUAAUCUGGCUCGAACACUAUAUGUAAAUAAAAUGAGGAAAAAGUCCUGGUUACACACUUCUCUGAGGGACAUUCAAGUUGAUAACUUCAAUAAAAAAGAAGUAGGAUUACACCCUACUGAGAGGAUCUAAGUAUCCUCUCAGUAGGGAUUACACCUUACUGAGAGGAUUGUGGAUCUGCAACAAAGUAUUGACCUAUCCCCCGGAAUGCUCUCCCACCGAAGUCUGGUACUGAUGCUCACUUGAGUUUAUUUUGCAUAACACUAAUACAAAUGUAUGGUCUUCCUGCUUUGAUUUUCCCUCAAAAUAAUGUGACCCCAGCAAUUUUACCAUUCUGACAAUUUAGCGAGGAAAGUCGCUUAGUCAAGGUGUACAAUCAUUCUGGAAGGAAUAAUAUUACAAAAUAUUCCAUCCCUUCUUCAUUUUAAAUGAUCUAUUAUUGUGCUUCCAAACUCUCAUAGGGCGAUGAGCAGUUUUAUUUUUCCCACAUGCUUGGUGCUAUAAACUCUGCGAAACUGUCCCUAGCCACUAUAUUUUCUUGUUAAUUUGUCUUGGAAAACACUGUAUCCACAUAAGCAGUCAGACAGUUCCAUACUAAAGAGUUCUAUAUCCAACCUGUCAAAUAGAAGUUCACAUUUUCUUCUAUAGUUCCAAUUCUAAUUUCAGCCUCUAGAAAGUAAAUUAUCUUCGGUCGAAUGAAUGCACAGACUUCGGCGUUUUUUAUGCUUGGUUUAUUGUCAUCUUUGAAAAUUAUUUUAAUAAGCUUACAUGAGCCACGUAUCAGAGAAACAGGGGAGUUUCGCGUGCAUUUCACCCCCAAAUGAUUCUUUGAUUGUAGGCAUGAAAUUAUAAAUCUACUUCAUUUUAAAGUGCACUGGAAGCAGUUUGCAAAUAGAAGUUCUGGCAAUAAAUGAAAAUGGAACAAUCCGCCUGCGUUUAUAAAUUUAAUAUUUUGAAAAUGUUUGGUAAGACUAUUUUCCCCAUUUGAAAUUUUGUUGGAGGUUAAAGGAUCUUGUGGUGCUUUAAUUCUCACCUUGUUCUUUGUGAAAAACGAUGACUUCAGAUGGUAAACACCGUAUGUUGUUUGGAUACUUAAGGUUUUUUCUUGUGUUGUUUGAGUACGUAAAGUUUUUACUGAAAUCCUUAGGUACUCAAACAAGACAAGGCUCAUCCUAAUAUCAUACUUGCGUUCGUGCGAGUUUUGUGGAAUUUAAGCAGAAGUUCUGUAUUAAGGAAAUACGGAAGAUGCCAAUUAUUGGUUUCCAGGAGAAAUUGCCUUAACUUGCGCGAAAAAAUUGCGCGAAACUUAAUGUUGAAAAUUUUGUAUACAUUUCAAUGUUAUGGUUUGAAUGUAUGUUUAACUUUAUUAUUUAACGUAAUUUCUUUAAUAAAAAUUCACUUUUGACGUUU